Molecule: messenger RNA, 1287 nt
Organism: Metarhizium brunneum ARSEF 3297
Lineage: Eukaryota; Fungi; Ascomycota; Sordariomycetes; Hypocreales; Clavicipitaceae
Source: RefSeq, a predicted model, not a curated record
AUGGUGAGAAGCAAGGUCCCUUCACCUGAUGCUCCGGUUGGGGAUCACAUCGAGACCAUUUCUCCGAAGGACAUGCUUGACAAGAAAGCUUCGCCAGAGAUGGCCGACAUUGGUAUUUCCGGCACUGAAUUCAUCGCAUCGUACAACUGGCUUGAUGAUUGCUAUCCCAAGAUUUUCAUCCCAGGCAAGCCUCCGUUGUGGACUCCUCCUCUUAUACGCCGCCAGCUUCAGGAGGACAAAGGCAUCUUCUAUCGAGAUCGCAACGCAGCAUCGUACCCUAAGCAUCCAAUUGAGCCAGCCAUCGUGUCGGUUAUGCAGAUGCAUAGUACGCCACGACACGUAGACGUGUUUGCGUGCGCGAGCACGCUGAGAAAAUUGCUUGGGUUCCUACAGGGCGACGAUAGGCCGUUCCGGAUGCUUGUUGAAGUUAUUGCCGGGACCGUUCAUCUUAUCCGUAGGGAAAAUAGACCAAAGGAGCAGAUCCUUGGCGUGAGAGGCUACGGCCACACGUUCCCAGAAGCGUAUACUACUUGGGAGGCAGACGUGAAAAGAUCCAUUUCGCAUCAGCGCAUCCUCGGAUAUCGGUUUUGUGGUCUCGACAUGAUGGUGCGAUACGAGGGCGACGGCUACAUCAAAUCGGACAAGACACCACUAAAGACGAGUAAUAAGGCUGACCUGCUGGAGCUACUCGGCGGCCUCCAGGUAGACCGCGCGGGCAAAGCGACGAGCUCUGACGAUUCCGAGAGCAUUCUCCACGUGGGGAACGCAGGAGAAGAAGUAAAACAGGAGCAGGUUUUUGACUUGAAGACGCGCUCAGCCAAACGACAAGACGAGGAUAUCCUGGCAGAGGAACUGCAACGCCUGUGGAUUGCCCAGAUCCCCAACUUCAUUCUCGCGUUCCACGACCGAGGCCAUUUUGCAAAUGUGCAGAUUCAGAAUGUGAGAGACAAGUUGAAGGAUUGGGAGGCACAGAAUCAAUCCUUGCUGAGGGGCUUCUUUCAUCUCCUGGGCCACAUUAUUGACACGGCGGGCGACUACGGAGAUAGUCAGCUCGAGAUUGUCCGACCGGCUGGAGGUGGACUCGAGAUCCGAAAACGAGCGCCUGAGGCAGGGAGUGUUCUCUCCGGUCCGGUGAGGCAAAUCUGGGCAACGUGGCUGAGCGAUGGUGAGGAUGCAGGGCACGACGUGAGAGCAGCCUCCUUGGAUAUGCACACGGCGAAGGAAACCAGCAGCGAGGAUGACACUGCCUGCGACGAUCAAUGCGGCUAUUGUGGGAAGUGUGCCUAG